Molecule: messenger RNA, 1670 nt
Organism: Lycium barbarum (goji berry)
Lineage: Eukaryota; Viridiplantae; Streptophyta; Magnoliopsida; Solanales; Solanaceae
Product: cytochrome P450 CYP82D47-like
Exons: 5
Coding region: 4-1563 (519 amino acids)
Biological process (GO): defense response to other organism
Molecular function (GO): oxidoreductase activity, acting on paired donors, with incorporation or reduction of molecular oxygen; heme binding; monooxygenase activity
Source: RefSeq, a predicted model, not a curated record
UCCAUGGAUUUCUCUCUGAUUGCCCUAACACUCGUUAGCUGCUUUGUUUUUUCCUUCUUUCUUCACAAACAAUUUUUCUCAGCUAAAACCCAUAAUAAUAAAAGGGUACCAGAAGUUGCAGGAGCAUGGCCCAUUAUUGGCCAUCUCCACCUCCUCAGUGGACAUCAAAUGCCUCACAAACUUUUUGGCCAUAUGGCUGAAAAAUAUGGGCCCAUUUUCAGAUUGAAGCUUAGUGUAAAUCAAGUUGUAAUUGUAAGUGAUCCCAAAAGGAAUCCGAAAAUACCCAAAGAAUGCUUCACCACAAAUGACAUGGCCUUUGCAAAUAGGCCCAAAUCCAUGGCUUCAGAAAUCUUAGGCUACAAUUGUGUAAUAUUUGGGCUUGCUCCUUAUGGGCCCUACCGGCGAGAGAUAAGGAAGAUAGUCACUACUGAGCUCCUUUCCGCUCGGCAAAUUACAUUAUUUAGCCACGUCCGAGAAUUUGAAGUGAAAUCAGCUAUCAAAGAGACUUAUGAUUAUUGGGUGAAAAAUAAGAGUAGAAAUUUAAAUGGUGUUGUGCAUAUGGAGAUUAAGGAAUGGUUUGGGAAUUUAAUUAUGAACAUUAUGAUAAAGAUGUUAUUUGGAGUACGAUACACGGGUGAAAGAAGUAAGGCUCACAAAGCAAACAGAAGAUUUUUAGAAUUUAUGGGAGCCUUUCUUGUGGCUGAUUUUUUACCUUAUCUAAGACGGCUGGAUAUAGGAGGCCACGAGAAGGCCAUGAAAGAGACUGCUAAAGAAAUGGACUCUCUUCUUGAAUAUUGUUUAGCAAAGCACAGAAGAAAGAGGAAAUUAAGAGGAAUGAAAUCUGGGAAUGAAGAAGAUUUCAUGGAUGUUCUGUUGUCCAUUUGUGAAGACAAAGAUCUUUUUGGUUUUGAUGCUGAUACCGUUAUCAAAUCCACAUGUAUGGCUCUGCAAUCGGUAGGUACAGACCCCACGAACGUAACUCUAACGUGGACUCUAUCUUUACAACUAAACAACUAUCAAGCACUACAAAAGGCCCAAGAUGAACUAGACGCUCAUGUUGGCAAGACCAGAUGGGUCCAAGAAUCGGACAUCAAGAAUUUGGUUUAUCUUCAAGCUAUUGUGAAGGAACCGUUAGGUUUAUAUCCAGCCGCACCACUCUUGCUACCCCACGAGUCCAUAGAGGAUUGUGUUAUUAGUGGAUACAAUAUACCAAAAGGCACACACUUAUUAGUGAACAUAUGGAAAUUUCAUUAUGAUCCUAAAAUAUGGCCAAAUCCACGCGAAUUUAAGCCAGAGAGGUUCUUGACGACUCACAAAGAUAUUGAUGUUAGAGGCAAUCACUUUGAGUUGAUUCCAUUUGGUAGCGGAAGAAGAAUGUGCCCUGGAGUUUCUCUGGGCCUUCAAGUUGGACUCCGGCUAGCUGUGCUGCUACAGGGGUUUGAAAUUAAGAGGCCUUCGGAUGAACCAAUUGAUAUGAGUGAGAGCUUUGGACUGACAAUUCUCAAAGCUUCUCCACUCGAUGUUCAUCUUACUCCACGCUUGGAUUCUAGUCUUUACAAAUGAAAUGCUGGCCUUUUCUGGUCAAAUCAAUAUAUGUAACUAUGCCAAGUACCCUUAGCUUGAUCCAUAUCGAUGCAACUCCAGGAUGCCUUACGUACUAGUUUGUAGAA